Messenger RNA from Heterobasidion irregulare TC 32-1, 801 nucleotides. RefSeq lists its product as uncharacterized. The record is from RefSeq and is a predicted model, not a curated record. Lineage: Eukaryota; Fungi; Basidiomycota; Agaricomycetes; Russulales; Bondarzewiaceae. Bases 1 to 801 code for a protein of 266 amino acids. Gene Ontology annotation, cellular component: growing cell tip; plasma membrane; cell division site. The transcript has 3 exons.
AUGGCUUGGUUUCAGCGUCGGCGUUAUCAGAACGGCUCCCAGCCCCAGCCUUAUGUCCCCCAGCCGUAUAACCCUCAGUUGCCUGUACCGCUCAGCCACCACCGUCACCACCAGCAUCGCAGGGAGCGUGGACAUACAGGCGGCACGACGUUCCUCCUUCUAUGCGCGUUCAUCCUCUUCCUCCUUGUAGCGCUGUCCUUGCCCAUCAUCAAACCCAUCUAUCUAUUGCAACUGGAUGGUAUCAUAACCAACAACCAGCCGGAAACAAGCAUUGGGACGCAAGUGAGAUUCGGUGUAUGGGGGCUUUGCGUGACUAGCGCUCUCGACCAACCCACGCUCUUCACAAACGAUGGCGUUUGCAUUGGUCCGCGAUUGGGUUACACGGUCGACCCUUCAAUACUUUCUCUCAUAGGCAAUGAACAACUUAUUUCAAUCGUCCUGAAGGGAGUCACGAUUCUCCUUAUCCUACACCCUAUUGCUGCGGGUCUCUCCCUCGCAACCCUGAUCCCCAUCUUGCUCUCCUGCUGCUGUGGUCAUCACGCUGCCUGGAUUCUUUCUCUGAUAGCCAGCAUUGUCACUGCAAUUGUAUCCUCUGUUGUUCUGGCGGCUGAUUUAGCUCUUGUCAUAAUCGCACGGAACAAGGUCAAAGACCUCGCUCUGGGCACGUUUGAUGUAAAAUUUGGUAAUGGAGUUUGGAUGAUGGUCGCAGGCGUUGCUCUCAUUUGGCUUUGCGUAAUCCUGUUGUCGGCUAGGGCGUGCUAUUGUUGUGGAUUCAGAAGGAAAUACGAUUACAGGUACUAA